Messenger RNA from Notothenia coriiceps (black rockcod), 2778 nucleotides. RefSeq names its product DnaJ heat shock protein family (Hsp40) member B6a (gene dnajb6a). The transcript has 8 exons. NCBI's taxonomy places the organism in Eukaryota, Metazoa, Chordata, Actinopteri, Perciformes, Nototheniidae. Gene Ontology annotation, molecular function: Hsp70 protein binding. The record is from RefSeq and is a predicted model, not a curated record. Bases 192 to 1139 code for a protein of 315 amino acids.
AGAAGAAGAAGAUGAAUUCAGAAACAGGACGUUGCGUCUAAUCUGAAAACCUGCAGACUGCUGAACAUGAAUAAACCUGUUUAGCGUCUGACUCAACCUAAAUGACAAAUUGGCUGACCUGCACAUCUUCUGAAUUCACGGACAGCUGGACUUGAAUUGGCUCCCUGAAGUUUCUCCCUUUACCCCUAAUCAUGGUAGAGUACUACCAGGUGUUAGGAGUACGGAGAGAAUCGUCUGCAGAUGACAUAAAGAAAGCUUACAGAAAGCUGGCCUUGAAAUGGCACCCUGACAAAAACCCAGAGAACAAGGACGAGGCAGAGAAGAAGUUCAAGGAGCUGUCAGAGGCGUACGAGGUGCUCUCAGACGUGAACAAGAGGAGCCUUUAUGAUCGCUAUGGCAAAGAGGGGCUGACAGGGAACAAUGGAGGAAGAGGAGGGCAUUUCCACAACGGAAAUCAUUUCCAAGAACCGUUCACAUUCCGAAACCCAGACGACGUCUUCAGGGAAUUCUUUGGAGGCAGAGACCCGUUCGCUGACUUCUUUGGUGCAGAUCCGUUUAGUGAGGAUCCGUUCUUCAGCGGCGGUCGGCGGCACCACAGUCAGCGACAUCGCAGCCGGACAGGCGGCUCGUUCUUCGGGGGCUUUGUUGGUUUUCCUCCCUUUGGUGCUGGCUUCUCACCUUUUGACCCAGGCUUCGGUUCUUUCGGCUCUAUGAGCCCCAUGGGUCAUAUGGCUCCCAUGGGUCACAUGACAACCAUGGGCAGCCUGGGAGGUGGCGGCUUCACCUCGUUUUCCUCCAGUUCCUUCGGAGGAGGAGGAGGUGGCGGAGGAGGUGGAGGAGGCAUGGGAAACUUCCGCUCUGUUUCUUCCUCCACGAAGAUCAUCAACGGCAGGAAGAUCACCACUAAGAGAAUAUAUAGAGAACGGUCAGGAGCGGGUGUGAGGUGGAGGAGACGGCCACUGCAGUCACUCACCGUGACGGGAAGGAGCAGCUGCUUGCGACUGGAACCACACAGUGAGAGGAGGAGGAGGAAGGAGGAGGAGGAGGAGGAGAAGGAAGGGGGAGUGUACCCUCAGCACAACACCACCAACAUACUUGAGCUUGACGCAGAAGGAGGGAAAAAAAAGCAACAAAGCUGAUGUAAUAAUAGUCUCUCUGGUUUUGUUUUGGGGGGGAUGUAACAAUACUAGGUUUAUCUCCCCGGUCCUCAUGCGUCGUUCCCCCCCGCUGACUCUCCGCUGUUCUCCGAUUAUUCCAAUUGGGAGAUUUGGACGCAGACCUUUCUAUGCAUUUCGUUCAUGUGUUUCUGAAUUGGAGCUGUGUUAAUUUUUUGGCUCAGGGUGGUGUUAUUGUUUCUGUGUUUGGGACCACAGUGUUAUUCUGAUGUAUGAUGACCAGCCCCCCCCAUCGCCCCGCCUCCACGUUACUUUCUAUAUGCACUCCACUAUGUUCAGAAAACAAGGCAUGACUUUGCUUCUCCAUCUGCAAAUAGAAAAUAAAAUUUGAUUUUAAAAAGUGGGUUAAAACGACUGAACCCCCCCCCCCCUCUCUGUUUACUGCUAGUCUAACAUCUUCUUAGUAAUAAUUAUUUUUUAUUUAAAAAAAAAUGCUGGUAGGAUGAGUUAUGCAAUUUUAUAUGUUCUAAUACCAAUGUGUUCUCUGUUUAUUUAAUUAUGCAUGUACACCUGUCAAUGUUGAGUCUUAAUGUUAAAGCUGCAUUAUGAUGCACAAAUAAUGGAAGGCGUUCUAUAAAUGAUAUAUGGAUAUAGAAGGAAUUUUGUGUACUUUGUAAAACCAAUAAAUCAGAAUUUCAUCCUGUUUUCAGGAUGCUCAAACAUGGCUGCUCUCUAGGCUCACAGUUAGAUAAGGUCACAUUUCUGCAGAUUCUUAGGAAUGUGACUUAAAUUACUUCUUGGUAAAAACAAUAGACUCGUUUGACAAAGAGACAAUCAGACUAGCUCUGUGCACUGUACAGUCAAACCUGUGGGACUCGCAAUCUGAUGUUUGUUUGCAAAAUUAUAUUUGGGGGGGCGGUUUGUUAUGCUACUAGCCAUACAACAUUAGUGCAUGCAGCCAAAGCAUGCGGGCAAAAGCUUUACACUGUUAGAUUGAAAACUAACGACAGAUGACCUCAAUCUGAGUGUUAUGAAAAUGCAAACUCUUGUAACACAGUGUACUGAGGUGAAGGGUAAGUUCAGUCAGGUACACUUCCUUUACAUUCAUUCUCUUUCUCCUCAGCUCAUUAUGGGUUCCACUUUCUUAAGGGGUUAUUUCCAGAUUUGUGGGGUUUGCUUCUUCCUGAAACAUGUACCUACUGCUAGCUUGCUAAGUUCCAUUAUUUUUAUAAUUCAAAAUUUGCACGUAUUGCUGAGGAAAUAUUUACCUAGGCCCUGACCUUUGACCCAGUUUAUCAGUGCACUUGCAGAGCUCAGGCCUGCGAACUUGGGAUCAUGGAACUCUCUUGAAGAGAAGCUUUGUUUUGCAUUUAGGGACAUCUGGUCGUGCAUCUUAUCGGGGACGUGUUCCCCUUUGGCACAUAUAUAUUAACAAGGAGUCCUAGUGCUUUGUUUGUUGUGUCUUGUCAUGCAAAAUGCUGAUUAUUCUCUCAGAGCUAGCUAACUACUUUGGAUGGGGGGAGAGAACUUCAGAAUUAGUCAGGCAGGAGCUGUGUGACUUGGUUGCUGCAGCGAAUGUCUUUGUCAAUUCUCUGGCUGUAACAGCUCUCCUGUGUUCUCCUUGUGUUCCGAGUCCUUGCUCCAAAUAAAAUAUGUGUGAUCA